Messenger RNA from Eimeria necatrix, 807 nucleotides. RefSeq lists its product as hypothetical. The annotation marks the transcript as partial. The transcript is spliced from 4 exons. The record is from RefSeq and is a predicted model, not a curated record. Lineage: Eukaryota; Apicomplexa; Conoidasida; Eucoccidiorida; Eimeriidae.
AUGCCGCAGCAUCCCUUUUCUAUAGUUAACAGCUGCAGCCUCCGCCCUGACACCAGCAGGCAGCAGCAGCUGCAGCAGCUGCAGCAGGUGCUGCAGCAGCUGCAGCAGCAGCUGCUGCUUCACGCUCCUCAUCGCCGCGAGUGCAGGGCCCUCCACCCUCUCUACAAGAGAACAAAGAAGCAGCAGCAGCAGCAGCAGCAGCAGCAGCAGCAGCAGCAAAAUACUGGCGUUUGUGUGGAGGAAAAAAGUGCAUUUGGGAGUGAAAGAAAGUGUCGGAAGUGUGCAGACUUGGGGAACGGCGAGGAGCUGGUUGAAGAAAGUGUUUGUGACUUUUCGAGGCAUGUUGAGCAUUCUCGAGGCCUGCUGCAGGUUGGGCCGCGAACGAAAGACGCGCAGAGCGACGAGGCCCCCACGCUGGGCUGCAAGAUGAUUGGUUUCCUGCAGCUGCUGCGGGCGUGUCGGUUCUCGGCUUCCGCGGCGCUGAGCGCCGCUGCUGCUGCGAGCAGCAGCAGCAGCCGCGGGGGCGGUGCGCGGCGGCGGCUGGCUGCUGCUGCUGCUGCGGGGGGGGGCCGCGCGCUGCAGCAGCAGCCGCGGCCGCGGGAAGACCGCUUCCCGGGGCCCCCGCCGCGGCUGUGUGCCUCCGCGCUGGCGCUUGCUGCAGCGAGUUCCGCGCUGCUGGUGGCUGCGCUGGACCCGCAGGGCCCGCCUUCGCCUGCGCAGUGCGAGGGGGCCCCCGGGGGCCCCUCGGGGCCCCCCGGGGCUGCGUCUUCUGCGGCGGGCGCGGCGUCGGGGCCGCCGCGGGCGCGC